AUGCAAUCUCUAUUUGGCUUUAAUGAAACCCAAGAAGUGGUUACUAACGGUGUUCCUGCGCUUGGUGAAGAUGCAACUGAUGCACAGAGAACCGCUCACAAGGAUGCUAAGAAGAAGGAUUGCAAUAAGGUGUUUUGCAUACAAUCGGCGGUUGAUGCAGCUAAUUUCGACAGAAUCGCUCAUGCUGAAUUAGCGAACGAGACAUGGGAUAUUCUUGCCAAGUACUAUGAAGAAGGCGAGAAAGUCAAGGUUGUCAAGUUGAAAUCUUUGUGA
This is a messenger RNA of Lathyrus sativus (Indian pea), 273 nucleotides long. The record is from the annotation of a GenBank genome assembly. NCBI's taxonomy places the organism in Eukaryota, Viridiplantae, Streptophyta, Magnoliopsida, Fabales, Fabaceae.